Molecule: messenger RNA, 879 nt
Organism: Mesocestoides corti
Lineage: Eukaryota; Metazoa; Platyhelminthes; Cestoda; Cyclophyllidea; Mesocestoididae
Source: the annotation of a GenBank genome assembly
AUGAGGCCUUUUUUGUCGAACUCUUUAGAAAAUGGCUACGAGUUAUUUGAAAGUAUUCGUCUACGCCGACUUGCGAAUCCCCGAUUCGCUCAAUCAGUACUGCCUUAUUAUUCCUCUAGUCCUGGCGAAUCCCCCUCUGGUCCGCCGGCCGCUGAGGCGCCACUUUUCUUCACAAACAACAAGCUCUUCGUCUACGAUGGUCGUGUUCGUUUGCUACUGGGCACAUCUGGCUUUGUGCGCAGGGCGAGCCUCUCCCUAUUUAGUAGUGUCGAGAACCCGCGUUUUACGGCUGUGGCAAAGGCCGAUCAUCUCUACUUCGUCCCCUACACUUUUUCCCUUAUCUACGUUGCCGCCGGCGACCGAUUCAGCCUCCUUUCUUUGCAGACUCAACGUCGCGUUGACGAACACAUCGUGUUUGGGGACUCGUCGGGGGCGGCGUGUGACGUGACCCACAUGCAAGCUCUGCUCUCACCAUCAGGCGAUCGCUCGGGUCUGCUUGUGGGCCGAAGAAACGGUUUAGUCGAACUGUGGGACGAUCGGUGGCCCCGGAAGCCUGCUGUCACCUACCACGGCUCAGAUGCGGGCCUUGUCACUCCCUCUGCCUCCCCAGUUCCUCCGAAACCGGUUGUUGAUGUACCAUCACGCACGAUAGUAGCCUCGCCGCUGAUUGGCUGUCCGAAGAUCGGCGUGUGGCAGUUAAAAACAGGUAAGCUCCUCAACCUACUUGAGUACCCCGUGGAUGAAUUCGACGAUCCCGCUUUUGCGCCUCCUCCUCUGUUACUUCUGCGCUCGCAAUGGGGCUGGAAGCGCAACAGGCCGCCCCUUCGAGGCCCAACCCUGCUAUCGAUUGGGUUACGGUGUGCUGACUUUUUCUACUGA